GGUGACGUCAUCGUGCGACCAAGUUAAGGAAGCUGGAAGUUUCUCAACAGGGCGACAGCACUUACAGCAACAGUUGUUCAUUAGGAAGCUACGAGUUGUGGAGAAGAACCCGAGCGGAGGCUGACUGUAUAAUUGAUUUAGUGUUUAUUAUUGUCAGAGGAAGUCGUCUUUGUCCUCUUCAGGUCGUAAGCAGGAAGACGAGCAGGGCGAAAAGUCGUCCCACAUCAGUUACUAACAUGCUAGCCUCCAGCCUGCUGGCUAACUACUGCACCGAGCUCCACGACGACCAGGCGCUUAAGGUGGAUAAAUACCUGCAUCAUCUUCAGCUCUCAGAUGAGACUUUGAUGGAUUUGUCAAUACGAUUUCGACGAGAGAUGGACAAAGGCUUGUGUAGAGACACCAACCCCACAGCUGCUGUCAAGAUGCUGCCCACAUUUGUGCGCUCAACCCCUGAUGGAACAGAACAAGGUGAAUUCCUGUCCCUUGACCUUGGUGGAUCCAACUUCCGAGUGCUCUUGGUCAAAGUCAUGGCUGAUGGCAAACAAAAGGUGGAGAUGGAAAAUCAAAUUUAUGCCAUCCCUGAACACCUCAUGAGAGGCAACGGGUCUGAGUUAUUUGAUCACAUAGCUGAUUGUCUGUCUAAUUUCCUGGAAAAGAUGGGCAUAAAGGAAAAAAAGCUGCCUCUGGGCUUCACCUUCUCUUUUCCCUGUCAGCAGACCAAGUUGGAUGAGAUCCCUCAAACAUUUACACUGUUCGUGGAAAAAAGUGUUUUGAUGUCUUGGACCAAAGGCUUCAAGUCCAGUGGAGUGGAGGGAAAAGAUGUGGUCAGCCUUCUGAGGAAAUCCAUCAAAAAACGAGGGGACUUUGACAUUGACAUCGUGGCAGUGGUUAAUGACACAGUGGGAACCAUGAUGACCUGUGGCUACGAGGACCAUCACUGUGAAAUUGGCCUCAUUGUAGGAACGGGGACCAAUGCCUGCUACAUGGAACAGAUGAGGAACCUUGAUGUGCUGGAUGGUGAUGAGGGGCGGAUGUGUGUUAAUACAGAGUGGGGUGCUUUUGGAGAUGAUGGUGCCUUGGAGGACCUGCGCACUGACAUUGACCGAGAAAUCGAUGCAGGCUCUCUGAACCCUGGAAAACAGCUGUUUGAGAAGAUGAUCAGUGGCAUGUACCUGGGAGAACUGGUCCGUCUCAUCAUGGUGAGGAUGGCCAAAGAGCAGCUGCUGUUCCAGGGCAAGACUACAAAAGAGCUCCUCACCACCGGAAGCUUCAACACCAGAUACAUCUAUACUAUUGACAACGACAAAGAUGAGGAAGGUCUGACAAGUGCUGAAGAGGUGCUUCGGGGCAUGGGUCUAGACCCAUCGGUUGAGGACUGCAUCACCACUCAGAGAGUGUGUCAGAUAGUGUCGACACGGGCCGCACACUUGUGUGCUGCCUCGCUAGCAGCAGUGCUGCGGCAAAUCCGGGAUAACAAAGCGGCUGAGAAGCUGCGUACUACUAUUGGAGUAGAUGGCUCUGUUUACAAGAACCAUCAAGAGUUUUCCAGGAGGCUCAACAAGAUGGUGCGAAGACUUGUGCCAGACUGUGAUGUACGUUUUUUGCAGUCACAGGAUGGCAGUGGGAAGGGUGCUGCCAUGGUAACAGCAGUAGCUUACCGUCUUGCUGCUCAGCAUGCGGAGCGUCAGCGGGUCCUUGACACCUUACGUUUGAGCCGUGAACAGUUGCUGCAGGUGAAGAAACGCAUGAGUGAGGAGAUGGUGCGAGGCCUAUCAAAACAAAACCAUGAGCAGGGAAGCGUCAAGAUGCUGCCCACCUAUGUCAGAUCAACGCCAGAUGGAACCGAGCAUGGAGACUUCUUGGCUUUGGACCUCGGAGGUUCAAGCUUUCGGGUGCUGCUGGUGCGAAUGCAAAGUGGAAAGAGACACAACGUGGACAUGCACCACAAGAUCUACAGUAUUCCACAGGAGACCAUGCAAGGCACAGGGGAAGAGCUUUUCAGCCACAUUGUGAAGUGCAUCGCUGACUUUCUUGAGUACAUGGGCAUGAGAGGAGCAUCCUUACCUCUGGGAUUUACAUUCUCUUUCCCUUGCCAUCAAAGCAAACUGGAUCAGGGGAUUCUUUUGAGGUGGACAAAGGGCUUCAAAGCCAGUGGCUGUGUGGGAGAAGAUGUCGUUAUGUUACUUAAAGAUGCUGUCCGCAGACGACAGGAAUUUGACUUGAACUUUGUGGCGGUGGUUAAUGACACAGUGGGAACCAUGAUGACCUGUGGCUAUGAAGACCCCAAAUGUGAGGUGGGACUCAUCGUAGGCACAGGCACCAACACCUGCUACAUGGAGGAAAUGCACAACAUUGAAUUGGUGGAUGGGGAUGUAGGUCGUAUGUGUGUCAACGUGGAGUGGGGAGCAUUUGGUGACAAUGGUGAACUUGAUGACUUCUGCACCCAGUUUGAUCAUAUUGUCGACGAGUGCACCAACAAUCCGGGUAAACAGAGGUAUGAGAAGAUGAUCAGUGGCAUGUACCUGGGGGAGAUAGUGAGAAACGUGUUAAUGGAUUUUACUGAGAAGGGGCUGUUGUUCAGAGGCCAACUGUCUGAGCGACUCAAGACCCGGGGCAUCUUCGAGACAAAGUUCCUGUCACAGAUUGAAAGAGACCGUCUGGCAAUGCGACAGGUCCGGUCAAUUCUGCAGCACCUGGGUCUCACCAGCUCCACGUGUGACGACAGCGUUGUGGUGAAGGAGGUGUGUAGUGUGGUGGCGCGGCGUGCGGCUCAACUCUGUGGUGCUGGUUUAGCCGCUGUGGUCGACAAGAUACGACAGAACCGCAACUUGAAUCAGCUCUCCAUCACCGUGGGAGUGGAUGGCACCCUUUAUAAGACACACCCUCAUUUCUCCAGUGUCAUGCAAGAAACGUUGCAGGAUUUGGCUCCGCAGUGUCAGGUGACUUUCCACAAGUCAGAGGACGGAAGCGGAAAGGGAGCAGCGCUGAUCACAGCGGUGGCCUGCAGGGUCAAUAAUGAAGGUCACCAUUAAAUAACCAAGACGUUAGUGGUCUGGUGGAAUCGUACUUUUCCUCUGUUGUUCCUAAAUGUUUCUUUUGAAUUUAUUUGAUUGAUUGUGUGUGGGGGUUCAUAUGCAUCUACGAGAAUGGGCUUGAACAUAUUUAUGGGUUGAGCUGACACUAAGAGGUCAGCUGAUGUUAGACGAAUGGCACCUUCUAUUAAACAUGUCUGUUACUGUCUGAUCUUUCUUCUUCUUGUUUAUGACGUCUGUGAUCUGUGUUGACUCUAUGAACAUUACAAAGUGCUUCUUGAUGAAAAUAAAAUACAAAAAGCUGGAAAGAAAUGGUGAGUAGUUAUGCUAUAGCCGAACCAGGAAACAGAUUCAAUCCUUUAACUAUAUUUUCCAUUCAGAGUUUUUUUUAUUCUUAAUGUUACAUCGCUUGUCUUCUCAGUUUGAGUUGAGCAUCUGCCAUUGAUAAGAAAUACGUUAGAUUGACCAGGACAGGCUGAGAGAUAACUGGAACCAAAGCUUAGUCAAAUGCUAUUGAGUUCUAGCACAUGUCUCAAACCUCUGUGCAUAGCCCAGUGCUGUCUCUUAGCAUGUAGUCAAAUGUCUAGAACAAGCUUAUUGUGAUGCAAUUAAAUAGAGCUUUUGAAGAGCAAUUUGUCCCAGUACUUUUAGACAUGUUUAUAUAUUUUUUCUCUUUAGAAUUCUAUGAAUUAGCACCUUUUAGCUGGUACAUUGUACAAAGACAAAAAAAAAUUGAGUUCUGCUCUGUUGCUUUAGAGAGAAAUUUUAUAUUAUUACUGAAUCAGAGUGAAGUAGCAUUUGUGGUUUACCUGUAAUACCAUUAAUCGUGAAAUUCUCUUUAUGAAAUAAAUGCUUUUUGACUUGUG
Molecule: messenger RNA, 3898 nt
Organism: Pleuronectes platessa (European plaice)
Lineage: Eukaryota; Metazoa; Chordata; Actinopteri; Pleuronectiformes; Pleuronectidae
Gene: hk2
Product: hexokinase 2
Exons: 19
Coding region: 237-3032 (931 amino acids)
Biological process (GO): glycolytic process; intracellular glucose homeostasis; glucose 6-phosphate metabolic process
Cellular component (GO): cytosol; mitochondrion
Molecular function (GO): glucokinase activity; D-glucose binding; ATP binding
Source: RefSeq, a predicted model, not a curated record